AUGACAACUGCUGCAGAUGCAGAUGCCCACCCUCCUCCGACGCCGCCUCCUCCUCCUGCCCCCGUCCCCACUCCCCGACCCAAGCAUUCCCAUUCCCGUACCUCGAGCCUUCAGCCCGGCCCGGUUCCCGUGUCGGCUGAACACGGCGCGGCAUCUCCGUCUCAGAGCGGCGGAGGAGUCGCUCGUCGCACAGCCCGCACGGCACCUCCCGAUCCUCUGUCAGACAAGGCCACGGCUUUUCUGAUCCGUCGUGUCCUCUGUCCCCAAAACUCCGACAAGGGCAGGGGCUCUCCCGCGCCCAUCCAAGACAUCUUGCCGCCUCUUUCCAGCCGCAACGAUGUGGACCUGCAGCUCUAUGCCCUGAUCGCCAUCAUCUUGAGGGAGUACGUGCAGAACUGGUACACCAAGAUCACGGCCGACGAGACCUUUGUCGCCGAGAUCGUCCAGAUUAUUGCCCAUAUCACCAGGGCGCUUGAGCAGCGGCUGAGAAAGGUGGACCUCGAGAGCUUGCUAUUCGACGAGCUUCCCGAGCUUCUCGAUAAUCAUGUCACUGCCUACCGAGCGUCCCACGACCCCAUCACGCAGCCCCCAGUCCAGACGGACCCGCGCGAGAUCUACCACUCGCUAUGCCCUCUGCCUGCCCUCUCACCGGUUCUCCGCUCGGCAGACCCCGAGAGCGCUGCAGCCCAGGCCGAGAACGAGGCAGCGUAUCGUCAGCUGCUAGUUCAAGCCGUCUUGGCCGUGCUGCUCCCCACCGAGGAUCUCCAAAACGGCUGCCUGACUGCUUUGGUUGGCCAGAUAUUUUCCGAGCUAAUAAUCGGGAACGCAGUCUCCAACAGACUAUCGGAACCGUGGCUGAUUUGGGAACUCCUCAUCAUUGUUUCCAGGACUGGUCGUGGACGGAGCAUCUCCGAAGACGGCAACCUGCCGGGGAAGUCGAGAAAUGGGCUACGGGGUACCCGUAGGGCCCUCUCGCUCCAGGCCGUGUUCUGGACAAUCCUACAGUGGUGCUUUCUUGCGACUUCGCUCGUUAGGACGGCUUUCGCAAUCCUUGUCAUGUCCCGUUCGCUGCCUCCACGAGUCCUUCGCGGCGCGGGCUUUCAGAAGGACAAGGACCAACACGAGGUUGGAGCGAAAAACGAUCCACAAGCAUCCAACACACCAGUGUUGGCGUUCCGAUUGUGGUGCGCCAUAUCGAAUCUUACCGAGAUGGACGCGCGGAUGCCCUGGCUCUGCGGCGCAUUAUCGAUGCUACAGUGGAUUGCCAUGACGGGGCCAGGACGAAUCGCCGCUUUCAACGGGAGGCUUGACAGGUAG
This is a messenger RNA of Canariomyces notabilis, 1317 nucleotides long. RefSeq lists its product as uncharacterized. The record is from RefSeq and is a predicted model, not a curated record. The coding region runs from base 1 to 1317 and encodes 438 amino acids. Gene Ontology annotation, molecular function: phosphatidylinositol binding. Gene Ontology annotation, biological process: early endosome to late endosome transport; endosome to lysosome transport; protein targeting to lysosome. The transcript is spliced from 2 exons. Lineage: Eukaryota; Fungi; Ascomycota; Sordariomycetes; Sordariales; Chaetomiaceae. Gene Ontology annotation, cellular component: early endosome; extrinsic component of endosome membrane; late endosome.